Spodoptera exigua (beet armyworm) is the source of this 6266-nucleotide messenger RNA. Lineage: Eukaryota; Metazoa; Arthropoda; Insecta; Lepidoptera; Noctuidae. The record is from the annotation of a GenBank genome assembly.
AUGAAACACGUUCAAUUACCAACGUUAGAUUUAGUAUACUGUGGUCCAAGUUACACGAUGGCGCACCGCACCGUGCACCGCUUGGCCUGCCUCGUGACACUCCUCGCCGCGGCGACUGCAACAAAAAAAGAACAGACGAGAUGGUCCCGUCAGAUCAGCACAUACACCUCAGACAUCAGCGACUGGGUGCCUCUGUCCGGCCCCGUCGAGAGAGGAGAACCAGCACCACCGCCUCAAAUCAAAAGACAAGCUGUCGCAGAACCGAGGAUAUUAACUGAACCAUUCCCAGGCCUUGUGAGACCCACCGGCUUUAGCCAAGACACCUUCCCAGCAAGAAAUUAUUACAAUGCCGGUGCCAACAGACAGCUCUACUUACAGUCAGUGCCGUCUGCUCCACAGAAUUAUCUAACGGACCAAGGUUUUGGUCAAGGCAUUCGGUUUGGCUUGUCUCAGCCUAAUUUCCCACUGAGCCAAGGAUUUGUAGCUCCUCCAUUUGGUUUCGAUUCUGUUCAGCAACAGAAAGCUAGACCACAACCCAUACUUAACCCGGUCAGUUUCAACCAAGCGUUGCCCGCUUCUGUUCAAACAAAACCUUUUCUAAAUCAAGGCCAGAAAACAAAACAGGAAUUACCGAGACUGGUUGAUGGAUACCGAGCAGAAAAUGCUAGCAGCGCUUUUAAUGUAAUGAAGAAACCACAGUCACUACAGAAAAUCAAGUUUGAUACAAUUGAUAAACCAUUAAAACCAGAAUCACUGUCGCAGCAUUCGAAGAACGAGAGAGAAGAAGUUCAGCUGUUAUACGUUCCAUUAGAGUCGCUGAACAGAGGACAGUUUAACUUCCGCAGUCCUUUGACAACUUCGCAGCUAGUUAACACGGAGCUUUAUUCUGGAGCCGGCUCCCGUCCUAACGCACUCAAACAAACGUUCAUAAAUGACUACCAGAGACCAGUUGCCAAACCGCUAGACCCCUUGUCCGGUCAAAAUUACUUUUCGGAGUUCAACUCUCAAUUUAAAGACGAUCAAGUUCCAAAGUUCUCGACCAUCACUACUCCUUUCCCGACGCAACCCCCUACGACUCCAAAGCCGAAGAAGCUGAAACCCCACCAACCACCACUGGCUAUAUUCAUGAUAAAAGAUGUUAGCAAGAACAGUCAAGUUAAAGUUGGAGAUGUUCUAUCUUCUUUGAAGAAUGCAGACACUAUCGCCGUGUUGGAUUCAGUUAACCCACUGAAUGCACCCAAAGUGUUCAUCGGGCCAUCUACUUUACCACCACCAGAUAAUUUUGUCAAAUUCGAGUUGCCCUAUUUGUCAAACAUCGAAAACAGCGAUAAGAAACUGAAACAAUUGCCAUUCUUUGUUGCACCCUUGAGCUACAACACGCCAAACGGAUUCGCUAAAAUUCCAUUCCCAUCUCCACACGUGGGUUCAGUCGUUAUAAAUUCUCAAAUACGAGAAUCGCCACAAACACUGGCGCCAUCGCAGCCUUUACAUAAUCAAAACUUUUAUGCAGUAACUCAGCCCACCUAUAAACCAGAGAAACCUGUUACACAAAAACCAACGUUUAGCUAUUACAGUACAGCUGCACCUAAGGCUAAACCGGUACCUAAUUACCAAUCUAACUACUACUCGUUUGAGCCGCAAACGGUUUCAACCAUUCGACCACCUAAACAACAAGAGACUGUGACAUCUCCACCAAAAACUGGAUCAUACUUUAUUAGUAACACAGCUCCUCAAUACAACUCACAAGAGUUUGCAAACUUCUCACCCCAGAACAAUUUCAAAUCUUCGGAAAUUGUUGAUCAGUACCACUUCCAGAGAAAACCAACCACUACGACGACACUUAGAACGACCACAACAACUACAACCACAACAAAGCCUCCUUCGACCUACCCGAGUCAACUACUUGAAACUCACAACCCUUACUCAAUCAACCAAGCGUUCCACUUCAGUACUCCGUUGGACUACCACAACUACUUUGACGACGUGAAACAACCUUACCCUACUCCUGGUGCUAUCGGAAUUUCGUCACCGUCACCAUCGCCUUCCCCGACACCGGUACCAUCACAAACACCAACUCCAGGAACAACUCCGAGUACAGUACCACAACCAGAACAAGUAAUUACCCAAAAACCAAAAUAUAAUCAGCAAUCAUCUCCAAACUACUUACAGAACUACACUCCAGAAAUACAUUACGAUUCUGAUCCGAGCCUGAAAUACCCUGUCUUCAAUCCGACUGACUAUAUUGCUAAAUCUGAGCUAAAUGCUCAACAAACACAACCCAAUAAUCCUGUUAACACCGAUAAUAAUAACCCAGUCAAUAACUACAACCAAGAUGUUUCGACGCCAGUUAGAAACAAUUAUAAUACAGAAGAUCGUGUGCCAGACAGAAACAAUUAUAAUACAGAAGAUCGUGUGCCAGACAGAAACAAUUACAAUACCCCAGAGGCAAAUCAAUAUGAUGUGCAAACAAAUAAUUACAACACUGAUAGUAAUAGGGACAAUUACAAUACACCAGCUAACAACAACAAUUAUAAUACAGAUGUCAAUACUCAAGUCAAUACAUACAAAACCGAGUAUAAUCAAAAUAUUGAACAUCAGCACUCUGCUGAACAAAACACUCCAGCAGAACAGACAUCGGAUGUCAACAAUCUUCCAACCAUUUCUGAUAUCAAUACUCCUCCUAAGUACAGCAGUGACGAGUACAAUGUGUAUCAUACAGAAUACGAGGCCACAGAAGGUAAUCCCACGUCUUCAUCAACAACAACAAGCACUACUACGCGCAGAACUCCACAGAGAAACAGAGGUCGCCCACGAUACACCACUACUCCUCGAAGUGAAUCAUAUGAGUCUACCACUAGGGUAGUUGUAACGAGACGACCUUUGAGAGAAAGAAGGCCUCUACCUACUAGACCUCGAUACGAACCUAACAAAAUCACUACUGAGAAGCCAAACAAAAAGCCUCUAGACUCAAAUGAAAGUACAACCAAAUCUUCCAGAACAAGAACUAGAGGGCGUAUUCAUUACAAACCUUCAGAGAAUUUAGAAGAUAUUUACGAUAGAAGAGUAAAAACUCACAACAGCAAGGAAGAAGAUCUAGCCUACCAAAGAGACGUCCUACACCAGAAUUAUCCAGUAACACUAAUGGAGCGUAUGAGUACUGUAGAUAUUGAAGCAAUCACUGAACCUACGCCUAAGCACACAUCUGAAAAAAAUGAGGAACCAAUUACAGAAAAUGACACGGAAAAUGCUUACACAAACGAAAAAGUGUCUAUAACUCAACACUUCUCAAACAGUGAAUCGAACGAAGAGCCUGUUUUACCAACAUUUACUGCAAGAAGUACUUUGCAGACAGAAACUUCUUAUGUGCCGAAUUUGCCAUCGACCCGCCAAGAAUACUAUUAUCAGUCUAGAAGCAGCAGUGCUCCAGUAGAGUCAUCUGCCUUUGACGAAACGAGUCCAGAAAAAGAAGAAGAUAUCUAUGUCAUGCAAACAACCCCUGUAUCGAAAGAAGAAUACGCCGAAAUUAGUUCUUACGCAACCGAAGCUCCAAACAUUCCUGUUACAGAACAGAGCAUAAGUUAUUCAGUUGGUAAUGAAUUCUCUACAAAUAACCAAGAAGAAACUACUGCUGCUCCUGAAACUGAAGACAUCAAAGUAGACACGCAAGACCACCAGGAGAGCGAAGAUGAAGAGAAUAUCGUGCAAACUACACCAUCAUAUAACCGAGUGCGUGUACGUCCCGGAGUCAUCAGACAAUACCAUCAAGCGUCAACUGAGUCAUCGAGAAAUAAGGAACGUAGGAGACCUGCUCAGCCAGUUACUUACAGACCAGCCUUUAACGGCAGACGUACAACUAUGAGAAUCGAUGAAAUCGAGGCUGACCUAAAAACAAAGCAAGUACACACUAGGCAAGAUGCGCAAGAUGUAAGACAUCCUGUCUACAGGCCCGAACCUUCAACAGAACCUGCAGAAACUUCACCAUCAACAACCGAAAGUACCACAAAACGUGGUCACUUCCGUCGAAGAAGGCCAACUUACUCUUACACAACUACAUCGACCGAAGCGCCCAGCACGAAACGUAUUUAUGAAGUUAAGAACAGAUUCAGGGGACGAAGACCUACUGAAAAACCCACAGACAAACCUGAUGUACAAACAGAAGCACCCACCUCUACCACUAGACCCCAGCUUCACGCCAGAUACAAUCACAGACCUAGACUAUCGGAAAGAUACAACAAAAAACCUGAAAGCGAAGAAAUAGAAGAUCAAGAUUCUAACUACUCUAUCAACAGACCGAAGUAUGCGGAACCUGAAACAGAUCAAUGGUCACCGAAAAUUUCAAGCGAUUCCUUCAAACCAUACAACCCGAACGAUAUCGUGGAUGAACAAAAAGUAGCAACUACCGAACGGCGAUCCGACAAGGAAAGUGAAAUGGAUAUCAUUACAGCCAGGAAUGAAUUUGAAGACAUUUUACUUACUGUAACUCCCGCUAGUAACAACAGGGUUAAUAAGAAAAUUCCUGAGAUACCUCCAACCUUAGAAGCAUUGGUAGAACAAAGUAAAGUAACAAAGAGCGAUUCCACAGACACAAUGUCUACUUUUGAAAGUAUGUUAGAAGAAGUAAUGAAGAGUUUAGAAGAGCAAGACAAAGAUGAAUACAACUCGAAUGUGAUGAAACACAAAGGCGGUGAAAUUGGUGAAAUUCCGCCGGAGAGAAUUAUAUCUUCAGGAGACACCUACGCACAGAAGUCGACUGUGGCAAUACAAGAAACCACGACUGAUCAAACUACGGCUGAGGAAUCAUCUCUUAUUGCUGAGGAUGACAGUGAACGCAAGAACCGACGCCGUGGAUUCUGGAAGAAAGUCAAAGUGCGUCCUGCGACAACCGAAUCUAUUGAGUUUGCUGAAUCGCAGUACUAUAGCCACACCGUCAACCGCCUUGGAGAACCAGUGAAGAUUUCGAAAAACUUUCAUGAGAAAGUAGAAAAGGUUGAAAAGCCCAAAGUUACUACUUAUAAACCAAGUUAUGAUUUCAUUAAGGAUCUUUUCUCCAGUGACGAUGAAGCAACAAAUAUUGAUGUUUUACCUACAAUAGACAUACCUAAACUUACAAACAAAUCUCAAGAAAAUGAAGAAACCCUUAUUACAGAAGAAAGUAAGCAGACAACAGUUUACCUAGAAAAGGAAACGCAAACUGAAUCAGCUAUUAGUCCAGGAGACUUAGAUUUAGGAACAGGCUCACCUGACCCGACAAUUGACGAUCUUUAUUUAACUACUCCAGCCGAGCCGACUACCACAAGCAAACCAAUUACAGUUAAUAGACAUGACGCUGGAUUUAGUUUCAUGGAUUAUUUGUUUGGAACAACUGCCGAGGAUAGCAAUAAACAAAUCGAUGGUGAGGAGACUGUAAAAACAAUUGAAAGUGAAAUACAAACCGAAGCUCCUAAACUUAAAAUUGUUACAACAGAAAGUUCAUUCAUACCCGAAGAAAUGACUGCAGCUUCAUUGAGUGAUGAAAACACUGAGGCUGUUACAGCUUUCCCCGAAAUCAAAAAGUUAAAUAGCACAGGAGAUAGCCAGACAGAAAGUACCGGUGACGUCACUGAAAUAUCAGUAGUCAAGGUAGAAAGUUCGUCUGUCUCCUCGUUUAUGAAUCCGGCCAAUGUAGUAAGCACUUCUAUGUCCACAGAAGUGUCACAUGAAACAGAAAUAUGCUUUAGAGGAAAAUGCAUCAAAACUAGCAAAGACAUUCUAUAAGUUUCAAGUGAUCUGUAAACAUGGUGCUAAAGACUUGUGUUCAAAGUAGUGAAUUUGUGAAAGAACAUUGACUUGAGAAAGUUCUCUCGAGUAGUCGGAUCAACAGAAAAUUGUUUUCUUCUUUGAGAUAUUUAUUAGUAUUUUUGUGUGGAUUAGGUAUUCGGUGCGGUGAAAUCUUGUAAAUAGUAUUUUGAGAGGCUCUUUACUUGGUUCCACCUGAGUAAUUAUUUCUAUUGACAGAAACGUAGGCUUAGCUUCUUUUUACUUUUAAGGUCUGUGGCCACAUGCUUUAAGAGUAACUAUGUAAUAUAAUGUUUUUACGUAGUUUAUAUUUGUAAUUGUUAAGUACUCUAACUAAUUUUGUCUACCUGCUAACUCUAUCUUAAUGUAAAUAUGACUGAAGUUUUGUAACCAUAUUUUUAAGAUUUCAAUGUUACUUAAUUACUAUUUAUUUUCUUAGUAUAACUUAAGUUCUUACUUUUAAGUUUCCUCACACUGUAAUAAAAUGCCGU